Messenger RNA from Dunckerocampus dactyliophorus (ringed pipefish), 5504 nucleotides. RefSeq lists its product as uncharacterized. The transcript has 2 exons. Lineage: Eukaryota; Metazoa; Chordata; Actinopteri; Syngnathiformes; Syngnathidae. Bases 302 to 1051 code for a protein of 249 amino acids. Gene Ontology annotation, biological process: regulation of transcription by RNA polymerase II. Gene Ontology annotation, molecular function: DNA-binding transcription factor activity, RNA polymerase II-specific; RNA polymerase II cis-regulatory region sequence-specific DNA binding. The record is from RefSeq and is a predicted model, not a curated record.
GUAGGUUUGACCGGCUUGUGUGGAGGCUCAGACACAAUGAACUGUCGGUGGGUUAGGUACACGCAUGUUGGGUCAGCGGCAUUGGCACAAUUUUAGCACAUUUUAGUCCCUUUGUGACUUUCUUUGUAAAAAAUCGGUGACCGUGGGACUCCUGAAGCACUGUAUGGCGGUUACAAUGCUCACUUGGGAAGUGCUGCUUCGUCGAGUUUGAUGAAAACGAGGUCGGGACCAGACUACAGUUAGCCUCUCCUGUUUUAUUUAUUUUUUGCUAGCUCAGGCCGACUUCAACGAGGAAACAACAAUGUCGGUCACCGCGUCCUCUGAUUAUUUCGCCGCCGAGUGUUUGGUUUCAAUAUCGAGUGGCCCAGUUUUGCACAGACCCACCCCAGUGGCUCUCGCCAGCCAGCCGGCCACAGCGGGCCUGCACCCUGGGGAGCACGACGGGUCCAGUGAGGACCGAGAAGUGCGGGAGACCCUGAGGCUGGAAGGGGCCAACAUGAUGACGGUGGCCGGUAUUCUUACCGAUCUACACGGCAAGUUCCGGCCCAUGUCGGCCUACUCUGAGAGCAGCAACUCGUCGUGUGGUGGGGAAAGCGGUUACACCACGUUGUCCGACCCCACCACCCCUACAAUGACCCCCUCCGCUACCCCGGUGCCCGGGCAGCAGCCGCCGAGGGGGGGCGCAGCAGCAGGAGGCGGCGUGGGGGGCCCUCGAUCCCCUGUUAAGAGACACCAGUGCACUUUUGACGGAUGCGACAGAGUUUACGGGAAAUCAUCCCACUUGAAGGCACACAUCCGAACCCACACAGGUGAGCGGCCCUUCCCGUGCACCUGGCCCGACUGCGAGAAGAAGUUCGCCCGCUCCGACGAGCUGGCCCGCCACACCCGCACACACACAGGAGAGAAGCGCUUCCUGUGCCCGUUGUGCGAUAAGCGCUUUAUGCGCAGCGACCACCUGAUCAAGCAUGCCCGACGUCACCCUGAUUUCCACCCCUCCAUGUUGGGGCGCAACAAGGGCAUGUGCCCUUCCAACCCGGCUGUCCAACAUUAGAUGGUCCAGGUUACUGGUUACCGGGGUCGGCGGGAGCAUAGGUGGUCACAGGGGGUUAACCAGCUACUAUAUGACCCAUUGUUAAAAGUUAUGCAUUGCUAUGUAGUACUUAAAAGGUACCCCCACACACAAAUCGACAGCGCAGCAUGGGAGGGGCAAGUAGCAUUAGAUCUCCAUCCACGGAGGAGUCAUGUGACCGCUUUCCACCUGUAACAUGAAAGGGUUGGGUAUCAUUGGCUGGUACUGAAUUGGGAUCAGACCCAAAUUUCUAACCAAAUUUCUAAUAUUCGAUGUGCUUUUCGAUUCCACUUAAUCGAUUCCUGAAAUAAGUUGGGUCUAUUGCACUUUCUUUUCCAAAAUGACAUUUCCAAAUGAUUCAAAAAAAUAAGUGCAGUGUUAAAUUACAGCACAGCAUAACGAAUUUUCUAAGGAUGCUGGAAUGUUUAACGAGACAACACCAUUGGUUUGUUGCAUGUUGCAUCAUAUAUGAUUUUCUAUGUCCAGUUUGGGACAUAAUUGGUCUGCUGGAAAGAUCAUUUACGGAAAUCACCAGCAAAUAAUGUGUUACCCUAUCGAGUGUAUACUCACCUUCAUCUUUUAGUCCAAAUAAACCACACCGCUCAUCAUUUGUGUUACGAUUUACUGAUAAUAAAUGAUUUUUGUUUUUUCAAACUAUAUUUUUGGUUUCAUUCCUCACCCGGGAGCCGAUGAGAAUUGGAAUCGAAAAAGCAGAUAUGAAUUGGCCAAAUAAACCCAACCCUAAAGUGAUAAGAACCACCCUUUCUCAGUCUUUCACAAACUGCAGGGAAUUUUUGUUUCUCCCAACAGCCCAAUCUCCUCUGUUUUAUUGUGGUUCAUUUGUAAAUUGUUGCCGUGCUGUUCAGUAGCAUUUUCUAUGACUAGCACAAUAUUGUGAUGUUAGCUAGCACGGCAGCCCCUAGCAUCUUCAUUCUACUUUUUAGCUUUGCCGAUUCCAUGUUUUUUGCAAAUUUUAGUAGUGUUACAUUCCUCUUUUUUUGUUGUUGUUUUACUUUCCAUUUAUCGCAUCACCUUAGAGGUUAUUACCCUUUAUAUCAAAUUUAACCUUAGAACAAAACUUAUUUUGGCCAUAAAGUGGCUCAAGCUUCACUGUAGAAGAGCUGUUUGCACGCCAUCCCUAAGCCUACAUCAUUUAUCAGCCAGGAAACGCUGACACAUAAUACAGUGGUAUUAUGUCUAAUAACGAUGCAAAUGUAUAUAAGCUUUAAGCUUUUAAUGUAGAAGUAUAAUGCAACUAGCAGCAGAAGUAAUACAUGUGACGUAGUCCUUAUAUUAGGGGCGGGGGGGGAACAGUAUAGGCUUGAUAGGAAGGCUUUGCCUGCGUGUGUUGGUGUGUGCGUGGUUUUGUUUACUAUUUCUUUUUCAUCUUCUUUUUUGGUAGGGAAACGUUUCUGGAGUGGAGCUUAAUUUGCGAUCUGCUCCCUUCAAAGUAAAAGCUUCAAGUCCAUACGUGUUGUGGAGCACAUUUCAGGUUAAUUCUCCUUACACGGCAUCGGACGAACCAGACUCUUGACAUGUGGCGUUUAUGUGAUACUGCUGAGCUAAGAAUAAUUACGAAGACAAGAACACGCCACCUAUCUGUUGCUUUCCUAACAUUGCGGGUACCCUCUGGAACAAAUCUGAACAAGGUAGCACUUGACAUUUUACUCCAGACCAAUAGGGGGCAGCAAUGUCAUUUUAAUUUGUUUGCUAAAAUUUACAUGCAGUCAUUCCCCGCCACUUUGCGGUGCAAACAUCGCUCCCUCACUCGAUCACGAUUUUUGAAAAAUCAAUGAAUGAUCCUUCUGUUAGUCCCAAAAAUAUUGAAAGACUAGUCGCAUGUAGUACUCUACACUGGACACUAUGUGUCAGUAAUGUUACAUUACCUUAACUUGCGCUGCAUGGAUGCCUAGUGGGGAAAAAAGUUCUCCCAUUCCAAAGUUUUUUUGCUUCAUACUUUGUCCUUCUCCACUCAUUUUCAAACACUUUUAGGUUAGAGGAAAUAAAUUAGAGGCUAACUAGUUAGCUGGGUAGCUUGCUGCGUCUCUUGUAUCCCUGCAGAGAUCCUUUUGCCUGCAGGUGAGAGUUACGCAAUGUGGUGUAAACAAAGAUAGCAGCACUAUCCAUUAUUUUACAGAUGUACGUGUACGUAUGCCAGAUGCAUGUCAGACUGGCCGCCCUGUAGACGGAUGAUAGACUGACAUCAACCUUUUUUGCCAUGCGACGACCCGCAUUUUGUUCAAGACACUAUCCCAAUGCUAAUGUGUGAGUUAUUACGUCUUAUUGCUUAUUAUGUCUACUAUAUUAGGUAAUACAAGUGUAAACUGUGACUAUAGGGGUUUUAUUUCAUGUGUACGGGGCUCUAAUGAUGGUAAAAAUCGUAUUUAGAAAGUCAUAAACCGGUUUUCUAUGCUCUAACUGACAAUAUUCCAUUUAUUAAUAUUGAAUCCUACUUGACGGAAAUUCACUUAAGGUCAGGCCUGAAACCAGUUAGCCGCGAUAAACGAGGGACGACUGUAUGAGGAUUUAGGUUGUGGUUGAGAUACAGUCCUUAAUUUUACUUAAAAACAGUUGCAGUACUCUCAGCUAUAAUAUGCUCAAAUGUUAUCAGUAAAAAGAAACAGUCCCUGGUAGACCACAGUGGCUCACCGUUGCCUCUAGAGCUCAAAGUGCAUGACAACUUGCACAGUGCAGGCUGAUACGAAGUACCUUUCCACAUGUUUCCAUCCUUUAUUGGUGUGUCACUGAAUCUGCAUGCGCACUACUAUACAUUUAAAUCCAAAUGUUCACUUUUGUCGGGAGCAAAGACGAGCAGAUUUGUUUCGAUUUAUUUUAAACCGAUUUUACCGGACUUGAGUGAUCCGGUACCAAAAUGUUGCGUGUCACAGUGGUGUUUUUCAAGGACUAAUUGCUCACAUGCAUGUUGAAAUGAAGCAAACCUCAGUUUCCACACUGUUUGUCCAGCAUGGACCUAUUCCUACACAUCUUCAGGAGACUCUGAAAGCCUUAAACUAUGUUCAAACUACUUUGCACCGUGUUUACAGUUGGAUCAUUGUAUAGGUAUAUAUGUCCUCUCUCGGGGCUCUUUACACACACACAUUAUGCAAUAUGGCACUUUUGUCGUAGAGGUGUAUUUGGCUAAAUAGCAUCAGGGCUUGCACUGUUGCUAUAUGCGUCUUCAAGUGAGCACUGUGGAACUUUGCAAAAAUGUUAUUGGUUUGUCAAACUGCCUUUUGUCCAAGUGCUUUAGCAGGGGUGAUGACAGGACUGCAUAGCUGUCAGGUGUAUUUGUUUGUCGUCAUCUCUUGUUGUGGAACUUUUUUUUUUUUUUUUCCUCAGACCGACCCUGUUUUUUUCUGUUUCUACACAGCAGUCUUCCUUGUUGUUGUUUUUUUUGUCAAUCAACCGCGAGUGCAUCUUCAUCUACCUUCUCCUCACUGGCAACUCCUCUCAUUGGAGUGAAUUUGUACAGCUUUUUCUCCUGAUCUGUUGAUGGUUUUUGGUUGCUGCUGGCAGUAACUUGGAACACAUGGACACAUGUUUUUACACAAACUACCUUGUUUUCCUUGCCGGUGGAUGUAUUUGUGACCAUUUCCUCUCACAAACACAAGUGUCCUCUCACACAAACUCCAGGUUUUAAAGCUAUGAUAUUGCAAUAACAACAUACCUCACUUUUUUUUCCCUGUCUCUCCGCAAAAUCCAUCCAACGUGUUUCUGUCAUUGACAUCACAAAACUCUGCUUGCUGUGCUGGUGAUGGUUUGUGGUACUCUUAUUAACUCUUAGUUCUCUCUCACACUUUUGCUCUGUCAAAGACCAGCAAAGCCUCCAAAAGAUUUAAGGAAAUGUAAAGCAUUAACGUUUGUAGGUUGUCACUUCACUGCAGAUCCUCAUUGAAAGAGCUCAGUCCAAAUCUAUUUGUUCAUAUCACUGAAUGUGCUUUGUUGGCCGCAUUAUAUCCACUUUGGAUUUCCUCUGUAUUGUGCCGCCUCACUGAGGAUCAAAAACAUCACAAAUUAAAUUUUUGUCACCACACUAAUUCAGAUAUGCACAUUGUACAGAUAAGGGUGUUUUUUAAAUUGAUGCCUAAUUUGUACGUUCAUGUAAUUGUUGAAAAAAAACUCCUAUAAAAGCUUUAGUUUUAGGGAAAAUAGGAGGAACUGUGGAUUGAAAUAAUUGCUGCAACAAGCUGUUUUGAUAUUUAUAUUCUCAGGUUUGUUCAAUUUUGAGCAUUGGGCUUUCAAUAUUUCCUGUGCAACACAAGCAUGUUUUAAUUUCUUUUAUGCUGAUUAAUUUAUUACAAACGUAUCAUUUGUGUGCUUUCAUUAUUCCUUUCAUAACUCUGUUUGUGAUAUGGAACAAUGCUAAUAUUUAAAAAAAAAAAAGGUUCCAUUCUUAGAUUGACAUUAAAAUGUUUUUUUUUUUUUCAAAUAAAAA